Lipotes vexillifer (Yangtze River dolphin) is the source of this 2198-nucleotide messenger RNA. It is a transcript of the gene SUOX, whose product is annotated as sulfite oxidase. Bases 33 to 1670 code for a protein of 545 amino acids. The transcript is spliced from 4 exons. Gene Ontology annotation, cellular component: mitochondrion. Lineage: Eukaryota; Metazoa; Chordata; Mammalia; Artiodactyla; Lipotidae. Gene Ontology annotation, molecular function: molybdopterin cofactor binding; sulfite oxidase activity; heme binding. Gene Ontology annotation, biological process: sulfur compound metabolic process. The record is from RefSeq and is a predicted model, not a curated record.
CACCGUGCGGACGCCGAGCUGGGUCUGCCGUAAUGCUGCUGCUGCACAGAACUGUGGUCCCAGGGCUCCGACAGGCCUACAGACUCAAGUCAGCCCCUUCAAGGCUCUGCAUUCGGGCCUGCUCUGCGAAUGAUUCAUUUCAGCCACAGCGCUCCAGCCAUGCCUUCUCUGGUGAUAACUCCAGCACCAGGGGAUGGAGAAUAAUGGGGACUCUGCUAGGCCUUGGUGCAGUGUUGGCCUAUCAUGACCACCGGUGCAGGGCUGCUGAGGAGUCACCACGCCUAUACACAAGGGAGGAAGUGAGAUCCCACAGCAGCCCUGAGACUGGGAUCUGGGUGACUUUGGGCUCUGAGGUCUUUGAUGUCACGGAAUUUGUGGACCUACACCCAGGGGGUCCAUCAAAGCUGAUGCUAGCAGCCGGGGGUCCUCUAGAGCCCUUCUGGGCCCUCUAUGCUGUUCACAACCAGUCCCACGUGCGAGAGAUACUAGCUCAGUACAAGAUUGGGGAGCUGAGCCCCGAUGACAAGGCAGCCUCCAUCUUGAAGACCUCUGACCCUUACGCUGAUGAUCCUAUACGUCACCCAGCCCUGAAGGUCAACAGCCAGCGCCCCUUUAAUGCGGAGCCCCCCCCUGAGCUGCUGACAGAAAACUACAUCACACCCAACCCUAUCUUCUUCACCCGGAAUCAUUUGCCUGUACCUAACCUUGACCCAGACACCUAUCGCCUACAUGUAGUAGGGCCACCUGGGGGUCAGUCACUGUGCCUAUCCCUGGAUGACUUGUACCAGUUCCCCAAGCACGAGAUCACUGUCACUCUGCAGUGUGCUGGCAACCGGCGCUCUGAGAUGACUCGGUUCAAAGAAGUAAGAGGUCUGGAGUGGAGUGCAGGGGCCAUUAGCACUGCACGCUGGGCUGGGGUACGGCUCUGUGAUGUGUUAGCCCAGGCUGGUCACCAGCUCUCUGAAACUGAGGCCCAUGUCUGCUUUGAGGGACUGGACUCAGACCCCACAGGGACUGCCUAUGGAGCAUCCAUCCCUCUGGCUCGGGCCAUGGACCCUGAAGCUGAGGUCCUGUUGGCAUAUGAGAUGAAUGGGCAGCCUCUGCCUCGUGAUCAUGGCUUCCCUGUGCGGGUGGUGGUUCCUGGUGUGGUGGGUGCCCGCCAUGUCAAAUGGCUGGGCAAAGUGAGCGUGGAACCAGAGGAAAGUUAUAGCCACUGGCAGCGGCGGGACUACAAAGGCUUCUCUCCAUCUGUGGACUGGGACACUGUAGAUUUUGACUCGGCUCCAUCUAUUCAGGAACUUCCUGUCCAGUCAGCCAUCACACAGCCCAAAGAUGGGGAGACAGUAGAGUCAGGGGAGGUGACUGUCAAAGGCUAUGCAUGGAGUGGUGGAGGAAGAGCUGUGGUCAGGGUGGAUGUGUCUCUGGAUGGGGGCCUAACCUGGCAGGUGGCUGAGCUGGAUGGAGAGGAACAGCGUGCCCGAAAGGCCUGGGCCUGGCGGCUAUGGCAGCUGCAAGCCCCUGUUCCAGCUGGGAAAAAAGAAUUGAACAUCGUUUGUAAGGCUGUAGAUGACAGCUACAAUGUUCAGCCAGACACAGUGGCCCCAAUCUGGAACCUGCGAGGCGUGCUCAGCAAUGCCUGGCACCAUGUCCAUGUCCAUGUUGCUCCAUAAGAAAGUGAAAUGGAACCAUCUACUCUCCAGAACCACCUUCUGAACCCCAUCCCUUGAGGCCUCAUUACCACAAAAAAUCCUUCCCUCCACCUUUCCAUCUCUUGGAUCACAACCCUGACUAUGCCUUCCGAAGCCACACACAGGUACAUGCAUUGCACACUUCCACCCAGGCACCCGCUCCCCUUUGACAGGAGGUGUUACAUACCCCUCCUGGCCACUGACCCAGUGCCUUAGAGGAGGUAAGAGCUGCUGGAGCAAAGGGCUAGAAGUAGGAAAAGUAAUUCUGGAAGUAAGUGCUAUUUUCUCUACCUACCCUAUCUCCAUUUCUAAUGACUGUCACCACUGAGGCCUUAUUUUGCUUUUCUUCUUGGGUUCUUCAGAGAAUGUGUGAGGAUAUGUGUAGGAAAAUUGUAUAUGCAACUUUUUACUACGUCUCUAGGUUGCCAGGGGUUGUGGAGGGCGCAACCCUCUCCCUUUAUUGUUCCACUUUUCUAAAUACAUCAAUAAAAUAUCUGUUUAAGACUACCA